CUUGCCGCUCUAUAUAAAGCAAUCCCUUUCGUCUACUACGAUACGUGCACUCGCUCCGUUUUUACUUUGCUCUGAGUGUCCGUCGAGUGUUUAUAGUUUCCAAAUCAAAAGUUAGAGCAGAUACCAAUCUCAGUCUUUGAAACCCAAGAGACAUGAAGAAGUUGGUGGUGAAAGUGGACUUACAUGAUGACAGAGACAGGAGCAAGGCCAUGCGAGUAGUUUCUGGUUUUGGAGGGAUUGGGUCUCUGUCUAUGGACUCGAAGGACAACAAACUGACGGUAUCCGGUGAUUUCGACCCUGUCAAGGUGGUGAACAAACUGAGGAAAUCUUGGCACACAGAAAUCGUGAGCGUUGGAGCAGCCGAGGAAGAUGAUGGCAAGAAAGACGAGGGCAAGAAGGACGAUCAAGUCGCCAAUCUCGUAAAAGCCUAUGAAGCAUACUAUCCUACGCCGGUCACAUAUUACUGCGUGCCCCCAGGAGAGACCCCAAAUUGUGUCAUUUGUUGAAAUUCUUUGCGCUUCCAGACCGAAUCAGGACUUGGUUUGUGCAGCGGAGAGGAUUGAAUAAGUAAGGUUGACCAUGCCUUACGAAGACAAGAACAAGUGGAGUACCCUUUCUAGAAUUAUAGGCUUUUGUUGCGUCGUUCGCUACAUGCAUGUGCGUAGGGUGUAUACAUAUAGAGAGAUUGGUUUUCACUUGAGGAACUCAAGUUAUGGAAAAUCCAUUAUGUACUCCAUUUCAGCAUACGAUUGUUUUCGGUGACUGGAAUAUUAUUAUUCUGAUGAAUUAUAAUAUUAUUGAAAAGAGUACGGUCAGA
Molecule: messenger RNA, 817 nt
Organism: Eucalyptus grandis
Lineage: Eukaryota; Viridiplantae; Streptophyta; Magnoliopsida; Myrtales; Myrtaceae
Product: heavy metal-associated isoprenylated plant protein 39-like
Exons: 3
Coding region: 153-506 (117 amino acids)
Molecular function (GO): metal ion binding
Source: RefSeq, a predicted model, not a curated record